UCCUAAGUUUCCUUCUUCAGUUUAGAGAGAGAGACAACAAACUCUAGAGAGAGAAACAAAUAUCAAAGAAUGAGAACUUCAAAUUCUCAUAGUGUUCUUCUCAUUUGCGCAAUCUUAGCCAUACACGUGGCCAUUUCAUCCUCCACAAAAUCUCCCGUCGAUUUCCUUCCGAUGAAAUCGGGCGGUUGCAGCGGAUCAAUCGCCGAGUGUUUAAUGUCCGGCGGAAGCGAUGAAGAUUUCGAGACGGAGUUCGCGAUGGACAGUGAGAUCAGCCGGCGCAUUUUAGCAACGAACAGGUAUAUCAGCUACGGGGCGCUGAGGAGGAACACUGUGCCGUGCUCUAGACGCGGCGCGUCGUACUAUAAUUGCCGACCGGGAGCUCAAGCUAAUCCUUACUCUCGAGGUUGCAAUCGGAUUACUCGCUGCAGAAAUUGAUUUAAAUUUAAAUUUAAAUUUUGAGUUGUAUAAUUUUUUUACCCUUCUUUUAUUAUUUUUGGGGUGUUUAUAUGGUUUAUUAUUAUUAUUAUUGUUAUAUGAUAUGAUUGUUAUGUUAA
Molecule: messenger RNA, 554 nt
Organism: Mercurialis annua (annual mercury)
Lineage: Eukaryota; Viridiplantae; Streptophyta; Magnoliopsida; Malpighiales; Euphorbiaceae
Product: protein RALF-like 33
Exons: 1
Coding region: 70-435 (121 amino acids)
Source: RefSeq, a predicted model, not a curated record